Scophthalmus maximus (turbot) is the source of this 1289-nucleotide messenger RNA. It is a transcript of the gene dph5, whose product is annotated as diphthamide biosynthesis 5. The record is from RefSeq and is a predicted model, not a curated record. The transcript is spliced from 7 exons. NCBI's taxonomy places the organism in Eukaryota, Metazoa, Chordata, Actinopteri, Pleuronectiformes, Scophthalmidae. Gene Ontology annotation, biological process: protein histidyl modification to diphthamide. The coding region runs from base 385 to 1251 and encodes 288 amino acids. Gene Ontology annotation, molecular function: diphthine synthase activity.
AUAUUGAUUUUACUGCCAUGAAGUUUCUUUUGUUCAAAGUAGAGGGCGGAAGUAGAAACAAAUGAAUUACACGUUGAUCCUUUAUGUGAAACAUGAAUACUUAGUUGAUGAUGCCGAAGUGAAGACGACAUUGUGGCAUUUCUUAAAACAUAUUCAAAUAGUAUUUUCUUUUCUCAUAUAAUCGAAGACAGUUGAGUAUUUAUUUAAUACAUAAUUUUUUUCAAUGGAUACUGGUGAAACAUCCGUCGACGCAUGAGCAGUCGUUCAGCUGUCGUGAACUAUAAACAUUUUACGACAAGCCGUAUUCCGGUCAGUCCACUGAGGCUGCACGUGAAUGUAGAAAACAGUAAGUUAAAGGGCUGAUUCACGGUCUUCACCGGCACGAUGCUGUAUCUGAUUGGCCUGGGGCUCGGAGACGCGGCGGACAUCACGGUGAAAGGUCUGCAGGCGGUGAAGAGCUGCUCCCGGGUCUAUCUGGAGGCCUACACCUCGGUCCUGACAGGGGGGAAGGAGGCGCUGGAGCAGUACUAUGGGAAGCAGCUGAUCCUGGCGGACCGGGACCUGGUGGAACAGGGGGCUGAUGAGAUCCUGAAGGAGGCGGACGUGUCUGACGUGGCGUUCCUGGUGGUGGGCGACCCGUUCGGAGCCACCACCCACAGCGACCUGGUCCUAAGAGCAGUGAAUGCUGGGAUACCCUAUAAAGUCAUCCACAACGCCUCCAUCAUGAACGCUGUUGGCUGCUGCGGUCUGCAGCUGUAUAACUUUGGGGAAACAGUGUCGUUUGUGUUUUGGACGGAGACGUGGAGACCAGAGAGUUUCUAUGACAAAAUCUGCAAAAACCGAACAGCUGGACUACACACACUCUGUCUGCUGGAUAUCAAAGUCAAAGAGCAGAGUGUCGAGAACAUGAUGAGAGGGAAGAAGAUCUUCGAGCCUCCUCGCUUCAUGACAGUGAGUCAAGCUGCAGAUCAGCUGAUCCAGAUCAUCGAGAGGAGGCGGAGCCACGGGGAAGAGGUCGGGGUGACGGAGGACACGCUGUGUGUGGGCGUGGCCAGACUCGGCGCCGAUGACCAGGUGAUCCGUGUGGCCACGUUGGGUCAGCUGGUGACCUGUGACCUCGGCGCUCCGCUGCACUCGCUGGUGGUCACGGGUCGACUCCACCCGCUGGAGGUGGACCUGCUGCGACUGAACGCGGAACCAAACGCUCUGCAGAACCUGACGAUGAUUGACAGCUCCACAUACACCUCAUGACGCGCGUUAAUCAGCUUAAUAAAUUAAAGUCAAAACUG